Molecule: messenger RNA, 1631 nt
Organism: Melospiza georgiana
Lineage: Eukaryota; Metazoa; Chordata; Aves; Passeriformes; Passerellidae
Gene: SF3B4
Product: splicing factor 3b subunit 4
Biological process (GO): positive regulation of mRNA splicing, via spliceosome
Cellular component (GO): nucleolus; U12-type spliceosomal complex
Molecular function (GO): RNA binding
Source: RefSeq, a predicted model, not a curated record
GAGGCUCCAGGAGCUCAGGGAUGGGGAUGGGGACACUGCGGGAAGCCAGAUCUGGGAUGUCCAGCACUGAGGGCCCUCCUGGCCGCGAGGGCCGUGUCACGAGAGAAGGGUCAUGUCGCGACAGAAGGAAGGGCAGCGGCCCCCCGGCCACACUCAAGAUGGCGGCCGCGCCUUCCCCUCACGACACCACUUCCGGUCCUGUCCCGCUGACGCCGUCCUUGCGUGCUGACGUCACGCGCGUGCGUGCGUGCGGCGCCGCGCGCGAGGAGCGGGAUAAGAUGGCGGCGGGGCCGAUCUCGGAGAGGAACCAGGAUGCCACGGUGUACGUGGGGGGCCUGGACGAGAAGGUCAGCGAGCCCCUGCUCUGGGAGCUGUUCCUGCAGGCAGGGCCCGUGGUCAACACGCACAUGCCCAAGGACCGGGUCACGGGCCAGCACCAGGGCUACGGCUUCGUGGAGUUCCUGAGCGAGGAGGACGCCGACUACGCCAUCAAGAUCAUGAACAUGAUCAAGCUCUACGGCAAACCCAUCCGCGUCAACAAGGCCUCGGCCCACAACAAGAACCUGGACGUGGGCGCCAACAUCUUCAUCGGCAACCUGGACCCCGAGAUCGACGAGAAGCUGCUCUACGACACCUUCAGCGCCUUCGGCGUCAUCCUGCAGACCCCCAAGAUCAUGAGGGACCCCGACACGGGCAACUCCAAGGGCUACGCCUUCAUCAACUUCGCCAGCUUCGACGCGUCGGACGCGGCCAUCGAGGCCAUGAACGGGCAGUACCUGUGCAACCGGCCCAUCACCGUGUCCUACGCCUUCAAGAAGGACUCCAAGGGCGAGCGGCACGGCUCGGCGGCCGAGCGGCUGCUGGCGGCGCAGAACCCGCUGUCCCAGGCCGACCGGCCCCACCAGCUCUUCGCCGACGCGCCGCCGCCGCCCACCGUCCCCACGCCCGUGGUGACCGCGCUGGGGCCCGGCGUGACGCCGCCAGGCCUGCCUCCCCCCGGCUCGUUCCCGCCGCCGGUGCCGCCGCCAGGGGCGCUGCCCCCCGGGAUGCCCCCGGCCAUGCCCCCGCCACCGAUGCCCCCGGGUGCCGGAGCCCCCGGGCCCCCCUCGGGAGCUGCCCCUGCUGGGGGGCACCCCCCUCACCCGCACCCCUUCCCGCCGGGAGGGAUGCACCACCCAGGAAUGCCACCCAUGCAGGUGCACCACGGCCCCCCUGGCAUGGGGCAGCACCACCCAGGACCACCAGGCUCAGGAGGGCAGCCACCCCCCAGGCCUCCCCCGGGAAUGCCACACCCUGGACCCCCCCCCAUGGGGCUCCCCCCUCGGGGGCCACACUUUGGGUCUCCAAUGGGUCACCCCGGGCCGCUGCCGCACCACGGGCUCCGCGGGCCGCCCCCGCUGAUGCCACCCCACGGCUACAAUGGGCCCCCCAGGCCCCCCCCCUACGGCUACCAGAGGGUCCCCCUGCCCCCUCGGCCGGCCCAGAGACCCCCGGGGGUGCCCCCACGAGGGCCCCUGCGGGGACCCCUGCCCUGAGAGCGGGGGCACCCUCUGCUCCCCACCCCUGCCCAGCCCUUGGGGUUGACAUUCCCACUCCUGCCCAGGGCUGGGGGCCGUGCCCUGCUCCUCCCU